This is a messenger RNA of Tupaia belangeri chinensis (Chinese tree shrew), 1928 nucleotides long. RefSeq names its product prostaglandin E receptor 3 (gene PTGER3). Bases 78 to 1247 code for a protein of 389 amino acids. Gene Ontology annotation, biological process: phospholipase C-activating G protein-coupled receptor signaling pathway; inflammatory response; negative regulation of gastric acid secretion. Lineage: Eukaryota; Metazoa; Chordata; Mammalia; Scandentia; Tupaiidae. The transcript has 5 exons. Gene Ontology annotation, cellular component: plasma membrane. Gene Ontology annotation, molecular function: prostaglandin E receptor activity. The record is from RefSeq and is a predicted model, not a curated record.
CGACGCCGCGGGUGCAGCCUCUGUCAACUCCCACUUCUGCUCUCCGGACGCCAUCCCCUACUCACCUCGAAGACAGUAUGAAGGAGACCCGGGGCGACGGCGGGGGCACCCCUUUCUGCACACGCCUCAACCACUCGUAUCCAGGCAUGUGGGCGCCUGAGCUCUCCGCCGAGGUGCGGAGCAACCUCACGCGCAUCCCAGGCCGCGAGGACUGCGGAUCGGUGUCAGUGGCCUUCCCGAUCACCAUGCUGAUCACCGGCUUCGUGGGCAACGCGCUGGCCAUGCUGCUCGUGUCGCGGAGCUACCGGCGCCGCGAGAGCAAGCGCAAGAAGUCCUUUCUGCUGUGCAUCGGCUGGCUAGCGCUCACAGACCUGGUCGGGCAGCUGCUUACCAGCCCGGUGGUCAUCAUGGUGUACCUGUCCAAGCAGGGCUGGGAGCAGCUAGACCCAUCCGGAAGACUAUGCACAUUUUUCGGUCUGACCAUGACUGUUUUUGGGCUCUCCUCGCUCUUCAUCGCCAGCGCCAUGGCCGUCGAGCGGGCGCUGGCCAUCCGGGCGCCGCACUGGUACGCGAGCCACAUGAAGACGCGUGCCACGCGAGCAGUGCUACUCGGCGUGUGGCUGGCAGUGCUCGCCUUUGCCCUGUUACCAGUGCUGGGCGUGGGCCAGUACACGAUCCAGUGGCCGGGGACGUGGUGUUUCAUCAGCACCGGGCGAGGAGGCAAUGGGACCGGCUCUCCACACAGCUGGGGCAACCUUUUCUUUGCCUCUACCUUUGCAUUCCUGGGGCUCUUGGCACUGGGUGUCACCUUUGCCUGCAACUUGGCCACGAUUAAGGCCCUAGUGUCCCGCUGCCGGGCCAAGGCCACGGCGUCUCAGUCCAGCGCCCAGUGGGGCCGGAUCACGACAGAGACGGCCAUCCAGCUCAUGGGAAUCAUGUGCGUGCUGUCUGUCUGCUGGUCACCGCUGCUGAUAAUGAUGUUGAAAAUGAUCUUCAAUCAGACAUCAGUGGAGCACUGCAAGACACACACGGAAAUGUAUAGAGAAUGCAACUUCUUCUUAAUAGCUGUUCGCCUGGCUUCACUCAACCAAAUCUUGGAUCCUUGGGUUUAUCUGCUGCUAAGAAAGAUCCUUCUUCGAAAGUUUUGCCAGAUAAGGUACCACACAAACAACUAUGCAUCCAGCUCCACCUCCCUACCCCACCAGUGUUCCUCAACCUUGAUGUGGAGUGACCAUUUGGAAAGAUAAUGAAAAAAUGAAGUUGGAUUUUUUAAUUGCAAUUCCUGUUCCCUGAGUUUGUGUAUUUCUUCCCACUCAAGAAGGAGAAUUUUGUAUUUUGAUUUGGAUUUUUUCUUCAUUUUUAUUUUAUUUAAAAUUUUUUUUGGUAGUAACACCCAGUAAGACACAAUUUGUUGUAAUCCAUGCCUAUGAAUAUAGAUUGGCUUCUUGGAUAGGAUUUUGAAAAUGCAUUUAAGAAGUUGGCCAGGAUUUCAAAGACAAUGAAUGGUGGAAAAUGUAAGAACAAGAAAGACCCCUGUUCUAGAAGUUUUGCUGAAUUUUAAACCUGCAUUCUAACCAAUGUAUACAGCUUUGCAUUCUAUAAUAGUUUUGAUUUGGCACUAUAUUUGAAAAAUCAGUGUAGGUUUUUGACAGUGAAAAGUCAACAUAAUGAAGACAAGAUUUCAAUUAAUAGAACAUGAAGUUAAUGAGAUAGACAAACAUGCCAAAUGAAAGCAAGAGGGUACCAAGAGAAAAGAUAUUAAUGCCAAAUGUGGAAUUAAUGUUUUAGAGGUAUUGUGUUUCUCUGACCUAAGCUUGGAACUAAAAGUUCCUAAGUCUGAAUUCCGGUUAUAUAUCAUUUAGUAACUCAAGAAUCUGCCUAACUGUUUUUUCUCUAUUUUGAAAGAUGAAGGAGUGAUGGAAGCUAAG